Molecule: messenger RNA, 1950 nt
Organism: Salvia hispanica
Lineage: Eukaryota; Viridiplantae; Streptophyta; Magnoliopsida; Lamiales; Lamiaceae
Source: RefSeq, a predicted model, not a curated record
UCCUCUCCUUCUCCUUACAUUCAUAUAGAGGGGGAGAGAGAGCUGGGUAUUAAUCAAAAUUGCUGAUGCCAGAAUUGAGAGCUUCCAAUAGAAUGGAUCUUUGGAAUUCUAGCAGUGUCAGCUUCCACUAUAAUUCAUGUAGCUGCAGUUGCUUCUACUCACCAGCACCUUUGUCUUCCUCUUCCUUCUCUUUUGGAAGUUGUCAUUCAAUUAAAAUGGCCUCUUCCAUCCCUCACCAGAAAAGAGAGACCUUGAUUUUUGAAUUUUCAAAUUGAAAAAAGAUUCUUGCUGAUUCUAUGCUGUUUUGGGGCUUCUCAUUUACAACAGCUGGUUCCCGUUUGAGCCCGAAUUUCAGCAACCAUUUUUGUUGUUUUCUUGAAAGUUGGGAGCUUUUUCACUCCAUUCUCAAGAAAACCUCUCUAUUGUGGAAAUUUUGCUUGAAAGAUUCCUUUUUUUUCAUCACCUCACUCGGAAAUUUUAGAAAAAAUGCUGCGUGUUUCCAUGGCUACUCCUCUGCUUAUGCCGCGUUUGGGGGAUUGCGGAAGGUAUAGUUUUGAUGGUCGUGGUGGAUGUUGGAGUGGUAAUGGGAAAGAAAAGAUGAGGGCUACUGGAAAUGCUGCAGCCAAGAAGACGAGGUUAAGCGUUUCGCCUCUCGCUUCUUCUGCGCUGGCAGAGUCCCGUCAUUCGUCUGCAGCCAACUUCUACAAGGAGGUUCUUGAAGCUGCUAGGGAUAAAUUCACGAGGGAGAUUUCUUUUCAGUCUAAAGACGAAGAUAUCUCGCUUGCAAAGGCGCUACUUUAUGUUGCGGCUGAGGAUGAGGCGUUUUUGGCGUUCAAUCGCGAGAUUGACAUGUGUUCCGCCCACAAUGAAAGGAGGGAUACGUCACUGCUUUGUGACGGCAAAGGGUGGGAAAGCGUGGAUGCUAUGCCAAUGGCUGAGAAGAAUAUAAAUGCGUGGCUGGCGGAGCUGGAUGCCAUUUCAAAGGAAGUUGAAGCUGAGCUAGUUUCACGAGAUAUAGGAUGCCAUUUAGCCGAAGUUAUGGAAGCAGUGAACAAAGUUCUUUUUGAGUCGAGAGGCUUCAGAAGGUCACCUGUAAUCGUGGAUCCAAAGUGUUCGUAUUUGCACUCUGCUUUGAGCUCUGGGUGUGCCAGUGCUAUUUUGCUUAGUGUGAUUUAUAUUGAGGUUUGCCGAAGGCUUAAUCUGACCAUUGUUGGAUCUCGAGUUGGGGAAGAAUUUUUGAUAUGGCCCCCAACAGGGAAUCCUGAGGAGCUAUUCAAAGUAACUUCGGGACACAGCUUGUUUGAGGUCGUCAACGGGAAGUGUGUGGAGGACCCUCGAUCAAAGGCCUCGGACAUAAACAGCCACUCACUCUUAGGGCUGGAAAUUGCAACAAACCGAGAUAUAAUUGGGAUUGCUUUGGCGAAUUUGAUUAGGCUUUACUGGAAGCGUGCUUCAAGAACAAACCACGGGUUGAUGUUGACUUCUCCACUGAGAUCUGUUCUUAAAUCCGAGGAGAAGCUCAACCAAGAUGGUAGUUCGGAUAUGCCUUUGUUGCGGCCUCAGGAGCUAAGGCUCGCCAUCAUGGCCUCGGAGAGAUUGCUAAUCCUUGAGCCGCACAACUGGUCUUUGAGAAGAGACCACGGCAUGCUGCUGUACUAUAAAAGAGAAUACGAGGCUGCAGUCCAAGAGCUCAGCAUCUGCAUGGCUUUCGCGCCAGAAGAGGAGGCGGAAGUCCUGGAGCCGUUUGUGGAAAAGCUGCACCUCAUGCGGCUUGAGACGUCGUGGAAAUCGUUGGGGCAGAAAGGUAGGCUAACAAUUCCAUGACUUGGUUAGUUGUAGGAGGUGUUUGUUGUCUUUUAUAGCAUUUCCUUGUAAACUACAGUGUUUUGUAAAUAUAUCUUUCUAGUUGUAACGGUUCAUGUCUAUAUAUGCAAAACUACAAUUCCCUAA